AUGGCGCGGCUCCCCCACCUUGCAGCAUGCUUCGCCUUGGUGGCAUUGACAUUAUGUUCUCUGGCCAAGUUUACCGCUCCAAGGCUGGGCUUUCAGGAAAUACUACCAAGAGUGGGUACCGCCUCAGGAGAGAGCCAUUUCAUUGACAUCCCUCUCGAUCACUUCUCCAACUCGACUCAAACGUUCAAAAAUCGAUUCUGGGUCAACGACACCUAUUUUGAGCCCGGAGGGCCUGUAUUUCUGUUUGACUCCGGGGAACAGGAUGCUGCGCCGCUCCAUCCGUAUUACCUUCAGGAAUACCAUGGGCUCUCUGCCGUUAUACGGCUCGCGAAACGGUACAAAGGUCUCGCAAUCCUGUGGGAGCACCGCUUCUACGGGGAUUCCCUACCUUUCCCAGUAAACAGAAAUACAACCGCAGACCAAUGGAAAUUUCUGAACACGGAACAAGCUCUUGAAGACGUGAUCUUCUUCGCCAACUCCUUCGGCGGUAGCAGUUCGCACCGGAACGAUCCCUCCGCCGGACCGCUCGCGCUCCCCGUCCAUCCCUCGACGACGCCAUGGGUGUUCCUUGGCGGGUCGUACCCCGGCAUCCGCGCUGCUUUCCUGCGAAUACGCAACCCUGAGACGAUCUUCGCGUCAUGGGCAUCGUCAGCCCCGGUUCACGCGCAAGUCGAUAUGGCCAGCUACUACAUGGCCGCGGAGCGGAGUCUGACAAGGAACUGCUCAGCGGAUUGGGUGGCGGUUACAAAAUAUGUCGACGGCGCACUGAAGGGUAAUGACCAGAGAUUGAAAGACACAAUAAGGCAGGGCCUCUUGAGCGCAAGGCAAAGCGGUCCAGCAGGAAGGAGUGCCUCCAAAUCACUUGAGGGUAUCACCCAGAUCAGUGACCUCAGCGCAGCGUCCAUCUUGAUGGAUCCCCUCGAUUUCUAUCAGUACUACGGAUUCGCCGCAACGCUGCUUCCCUUUUGCAACCUACUCGAAACAAGGAACUACACCACCGAUCCUCUCGAAGGGGGCCUAGCUUCCCGGUUCGGCGUCGAAACUGCCUUCCGGGCAUUCUUGGUGGCAAUUACCCAACUUGAUUACGAUUCCAUCCCCAGGGGUGCGGACGAUCCUGUCACAGAUCGCUCGUGGAUGUGGCAGUAUUGCUCUGAAUACGGGUUCUACCAAAGAGGGGACACCACGAAUCCUCUGUCUAUUCAGACGUCUCUGCAAUCCUUGGGCUUAUUCCAAGAGCAGUGCAAUUCGGCGUUCCCUCAAGGUCUCCCGGCGUCCCCACAGGUGGAAAAUGUGAACAAGUACGGCGGAUGGGAUAUGAACCCAUCCAACGUACUUUUCACAAACGGUGAAUUCGACCCCUGGAGGACCCAGGGGCUUGCAUCUAUCGAAGUCAACUCCCCCCACCGAACGCCUUCCGUAGCCAUCCCCAAAUGCAACAUCGCACCGCCAAACUCGUCCUUCUUCGGUCUGACAUACGCGAAUAUGGUACACGUCUCCGAUAUGAGAGUUCUGCUCACUCCCGACGCCAAUCACACCAACUUCCAGACGGUUGGCUUCUACAGCCCGAUAUCGCAAGAGCAGUUCUUUACAGGCUUAGGCCUCUUCCAGCUCGCUUUGGAUGAGUGGUUACCGUGUUUCACUCCGCGGCAAACGUAG
Pleurotus ostreatus (oyster mushroom) is the source of this 1656-nucleotide messenger RNA. RefSeq lists its product as uncharacterized. NCBI's taxonomy places the organism in Eukaryota, Fungi, Basidiomycota, Agaricomycetes, Agaricales, Pleurotaceae. Gene Ontology annotation, biological process: proteolysis. The record is from RefSeq and is a predicted model, not a curated record. The transcript has 10 exons. Gene Ontology annotation, molecular function: serine-type exopeptidase activity; dipeptidyl-peptidase activity. Bases 1 to 1656 code for a protein of 551 amino acids.